AUUCAAACCAAUCGGCGGCCAGGAUUGUGCAUCGUACGAGAGCUUCUGCUGCGGCUCCACUGCGAUGGCGGAGACAAUGAAGCUCAGUGGAAACCACGCAACCCCUCAUGAAUCCAGCAAAUUGUCUAGCUACAGGGACUGCAUGUGUGUGAUGUUGAAGCUUUUGUCGGGCUUCGGGAAAGAGCUCAAAUUAAGUGACGCUGUUCUGAGAAUAGAAGUCAACAUUGAUGCUGUGGAUCUGCCGUCAUCUCCAGAUGCUCACGUGUACAACUCUUUGCAGCAGCAUGUCACUCAAUUACAGGCCGUAUCAGAAAGCUUAAAGACGCUGGUGGAGGCUCACCGUGUUACAUCAUCUACAAAAGACAACGUUGAUGCUGUGACCUCAUCGUCAGUCAAAGAGCAAACCACCGCAGUGUGUGAACAGCAUCCUCCCAGCCCAGAGGAUGCAGAAAGCGAGACGGGGGCUGAUGAUGUCAUGGUUCAGAUCAGAGCCAGGAAGUCAGAGAUCGAGCGGAGAAUAUCUGCAUUUAUGGAACGCAAGCAAAUGGAGAUCAAUGAAAACAAUGUACGCGAAUUUUGCAACGUGAUCGACAGCAAUCAGGAAAACAGCUGUGCCAGAACAGAGGCAGUCUUCACUCCAUAUCCAGGUUUUAAAAGCCAUGUGAAAGUUACACGGGUAGUCAACACUUACGGACCCCAGACACGUAGUGGGGCAGGCCAAGCAGAGGUUGGGGAGCAGCACAGGGGGCAGAUGGCAAGAGACUGUGGAAACGCAGCCAUUGAAGAACGACUUCACAACAUUGAGACUCACCUGAAACUCCCAACAGCUGGCCCAGUUCCAUUGAGCGUCUACCAGAGACUAAAGAAGCUGGAGGAUCGUAUCUUGGAGUUAGAGGGACUCUCACCAGAGUACUUUCAGUCCACGGGUCACCUCCACAAACGACCAAAGACGUCCCCUGCUCAGGCCUGUAGUCUGUCGGAGCUGGAUGAGAAGAUCAGUGCGGUGAAAGCAGCACUAAUGAAGAAGGUGAAUGAAUAUGGGCCGGGAUAUGGAGCAGAGUGUCCACUGUGACAUCCCUACUCAACAGUACACCAAACACACUGCAUCCUUUAUUAUAUGCAUACAUUUUUGAUUUCUUUUUGUGUCCUGGACUUCUGGGAAAAAAAUGUAUUACUCUAAAUAGUUUUGUAUUUAACUGAGAUGUAAUUGUUCCUUUUAAAUAAAGAUAUUUUCUUCCUUGGAAAUCCAGAA
Molecule: messenger RNA, 1252 nt
Organism: Pungitius pungitius (ninespine stickleback)
Lineage: Eukaryota; Metazoa; Chordata; Actinopteri; Perciformes; Gasterosteidae
Gene: mbip
Product: MAP3K12 binding inhibitory protein 1
Exons: 9
Coding region: 65-1072 (335 amino acids)
Source: RefSeq, a predicted model, not a curated record